AUGUCUGACGAUUCUCAAAAAAAGAGAAGAGUCAGACAGGCGUGUGACUACUGUCGGUCCAAGAAGGCUAGAUGUGAUGGAAAGUCGCCGAAAUGCUCCACUUGUAUGCUGAUGGAUAUGACGUGUACUUACACACAAAGUGCCAAGCGUAGAGGUCUUCCUACUGGGUACAUCCAUGAUUUAGAGAGGAAGGUACUAAUGUUCCAAGCACUCUUUGCCAGCAUACUAAGUAAUGAUCUGGACCACGGCAGGUCGUUAGAAGAACGGAUAAUGACCUCUUUGACAGACCCAGAAGAGUCUUCUAAAUUUAUAGAAAAUAUUGGGCGUUUCGAGGUGCUAUGGGAUGCUCAUUCAAUAUCGCACCUCCUCAACAAGUUCAUUGUCGAACAUGGCAAAGUAAUACACGAGGCUAAAGUUCUGACGACCGCAUUACAAUCCGUCAGUUCACAACCAAGUGAUUCUGUUCAAGAUUCGGAAAACCAGGCAAAUGUCAAAUUGGAGCCAACAGCAGCAAAUAGUCUGCUCGCUAAUUUGCUUAACAAUCCCAUUUUUGAAGUGGGUCAUCCAGCAGGCCCACAGGACUUCAGCUUGAUCAACGAUCCUUCCUUCUUCCUAAAUGACGACAUCUUCCAGUUCAUUUCAGACGAACUCGAAGAGUCUGCUGAUAAUUGGGAGCCUGUGGCCCUACAAUACCAUGGAUUAUCUUCGUUAAUUUCGGGGUUUACUAUAAAAUCCGUUCAACAAUACAACAAUAGAUUGCUUGUUAGCCAUAAGAAUCCGUUUCGUGUAGGUUCUAUUUUCAACGUUUCAUCUGCGGCUAUUACUGCUGCGAUUUCUAAUACAGUUAAGCUUCCCAUGGAGAUCUUCCAGUUUCCGGAUAAUAUCCGAAAAGUGGUCGACUGCUAUUUUCAAAUUUACCAUACUUGGCUUCCCAUGCUAGAUCGUGUAUCCAUCUUGCGACAAGUACACCAUCUUCAAUCUUUCAAUAGCAAGACAGACAAAUCUAAAUUACAUGGUUCAGACUGCACCAUGAUUGCAUUGGUUUGGGCUAUCAUGGCAUUAGGCCAACUAGGUUCAUCCACAUCUGCGGCAAAUGCCAGUAGCAACAAUAAACUCACAGCUUCCUUUGCAAAGAAUGCCAUCAUGGCACUUGAAAAUUCAUUCACUUCGACAAUCGAGACUAUCCAGGCUCAGGUACUUUUGGGACUUUACUUCUAUCAGCUUGGCCAAUGGGAUUUCUCCUGGGUUUUGAUUUCGUCAGGUUCCAGAAUGGCUAUCGAUGUCAGAUUGAUGACGCCUGCUGCUGCUAGCGACGAUGCUGGAACAUCCAGGAAGUCCAAUUCUUCUACAACUCUCAAUAACAUCAAUAGAGAAAGAACUUGGGCUACAGUCUAUAUAGUUAACACCUUGCUAGCUGCUAGAAUGGGAAGAUCUCCGGUGGUAAGGGCUAUGGACUGGCCAACUCCCGUUAUAAACAACGAGGGAUGGGAAGAGUGGGAAGCUUGGAAGUGUUUUCAUUCUCCUGAAACUAUUCAAUUGAACAGUGGAAGAUUCUUACUGACCUUCAAUGAGUUCAUCAAAGUUAUUUCAAUAUUGAACUUGGCCUUGACUUCAACUAUAGACACCUCUCAAGGAAUGUUGGAAGACCUGGAAGAAAUAGACGUUCCUGAUAUCAAAAUCACUCCAGAUGAUCGACGGAAUUCGAAUAAAUUGACCAUUGCAUAUUUUAAGAAGAGUCUCCAGGAAUGGUUUACGCUGUUGCCAGACUACUGUUAUCUUGAAAGCUACGAAUCCCCAAGCAAAAUUCCUCCUAUGAUUGCAUUCUUACAUUUGGCUAGAGAUUUAACAUGGUGUGUAUUGGCUGUCAGAUUAAGUGCUUUGAAGGCAUCUCCAGGAGGAAAUACAGUUAAAGACAAGAUUGUACGUUCUCGUGAUUUACAAUACACUAAGGCAAUUAAGUCAAUCAAGAAGAUCAUCAAUGUUAAUUCGUUGAAGAACUUGAAAUACUACCCUUUCAUCGACUACUGUAUUCUCAUGGCCUUUAACUUUCCAAAGAUGAUGCUCUUUGAGGGAGAGAAUUCCGAGUUAGUCAAAAAGAGUCAUUGUGAGGAUUUUAGAAGUUUCCUAGUCAACGCUGCUUUGAUCUCAAUUCCCUGCAGAAUAUCAUGGGACCUAUAUAAGAUCAUGAAUGACGUAGAAGAUGAUUUGCUAGCUACCAUGUCUAAUGACCUUACUUCCAAAAAGAAAAGGAAAAGAGUAGAUCACAUGGAAUCAAACCUAAAUAGGUACUCGUUGCAACCACCCCUACAAGCCCCAACAUCAUACACCUCAAUUCUUCCUCAUACUAAAGCUUCUCCUUCGUCAAACAACCUUGUUAAUUUGUUGAAUAACCCGUCUUCGAUUUCUCCUGACAAAGAUAUCAGUUCAGCAGACAGAACAAAGUCAAAUUUAUCAAUUGGUGAAAUGUCCAAGUCGAAGGCAAAACCUGUAUUCGAAAUUGAAUCACGGUCCCGAUUUUCUUCGCAUUUGGCCUCGCCCUCAUCAAGAGAAGAAAUUGAUCUUUUCAUGGUUGACAACGAUUCUGUCAAGAGGGAUACCCGUAUGGAGAAGUUCAUGACGAAUCUAGGCUACAUUCGAAAUAAUAAU
Scheffersomyces stipitis CBS 6054 is the source of this 2646-nucleotide messenger RNA. It is a transcript of the gene ZCF10, whose product is annotated as Zcf10p. The transcript has 2 exons. The record is from RefSeq and is a predicted model, not a curated record. Lineage: Eukaryota; Fungi; Ascomycota; Pichiomycetes; Serinales; Debaryomycetaceae. The annotation marks the transcript as partial. Gene Ontology annotation, biological process: DNA-templated transcription; positive regulation of transcription by RNA polymerase II. Gene Ontology annotation, molecular function: zinc ion binding; DNA binding; DNA-binding transcription factor activity, RNA polymerase II-specific.